Molecule: messenger RNA, 2936 nt
Organism: Asparagus officinalis (garden asparagus)
Lineage: Eukaryota; Viridiplantae; Streptophyta; Magnoliopsida; Asparagales; Asparagaceae
Product: transcription factor bHLH157-like
Exons: 10
Coding region: 136-2478 (780 amino acids)
Biological process (GO): regulation of DNA-templated transcription
Molecular function (GO): protein dimerization activity; DNA-binding transcription factor activity
Source: RefSeq, a predicted model, not a curated record
UCUUUCCCCGCUUCUCAGUAUCUCUCACGAGAUUUCCUCUCUUUUAACAGAAAACCGCCAUCUUUUAGUCUCGCUCACAGCAUCUCACUGAGCUAGUCUCUCUCAUUUUGCUUUGAGAUUCGUUCAAGUUUCGUGAUGGCGCCGGAGAUCAGGGAGGCUCUCUGUGCUCUGUGCUGUGCUCAUGGGUGGUCCUACGGAGUUUGCUGGCGGUUUGAUCGAAGGGAUCCUCGGUUGCUGGUGAUGGGUGGUAGUUAUUAUGAAGAACAAAUUAGGACAGUGAUUGACAAAACAAUUACUCAGGUUCAUGUAAUUGGAGAAGGAACUAUAGGAGUUGUAGCUAUAAGUGGAAAACAUCAGUGGAUCAGUUCUGAUACUUCUUUUGAGGGCAAUAAUGAGUGGCAACAUCAAUUUUUGGCUGGAAUGAAGACGAUUGUGGUCAUUUCCCUGCAAUCCUUUGGUGUGGUUCAAUUUGGAUCAACUGAGAAGAUAUGUGAAGGUUUGGAGUUCAUUGAACAAGCACAGCAUAUGUUUCGUCAACAAGAAGAUAUGAAAGGGCACUCUCUACCAGGAAAUAUCUAUCCAUGUGAACCAUUUACUUCGUUGAAUUCUUCUGGAAACAUUUAUGCUUCUCACAAGAACAUCAAUUCAUUGCAUGAUCUCAUAAACAAAGAGCUGCGUAAGUCUGAGCCUUCAACUAGUUAUACUUCUUCCAACCAUUACUCUCUGGGAUCACACAAUGGGAUCAUUGAUCCUUAUCUGUCAGCAAUUCCAGUAAUCACCAGUCCACAAUGUGCAUCCACUGUUGUUAGCAACCCAUUUUUCAGAAUAAAUUCUAGAACUAGUAUGUCGUCUUUUCCUGUCACAAGCCAGUCUGUAACAGCUAGUUAUGGUUCUAGCAAUCAGUUCACUGCCAACUUAAAUGCAAACAAUUUGGCUAAUGAACUAGCCACCUCAGCAGAACAAAGAAUGUUGCCUGGAUUGACAGCAAACUUACAUUAUUCUAGCUCUCAUAUGAACUCAUUUCAAUAUCAUUCUGGACACUCAAUUUCAUUAUCUUCACCUGCUAAAUCCUCGUCCAAAUCAUCCUCUAUUGCCUCAGAGCUACCUGAUAAUUUCCUCUCUUUACCCCAAGAUCCAGUGCCUGAACAAUCUGCAUCAUUCCAACUCAAAAACCACGAGACAAGAUCUCAGGUUGAUCCAUGUGAGCAUAACAUUCCAAGUGUUCAAAGUGAAGCUAUCAGCUGCAGUCCAUCAAUUGAUUUACCUAGCAAACCAGUUGAGAUUUCAUCUACAACUGGUUGUGAUUGGAAACUGACCUCCUCAAAUGAACCCAGUCAGCUAUUUUUGGAUAACGACCUGUUUGAAGGAAUGGAAUUGGAUCUGAGCCCUCGAAUAGUAAGGCAAGAGUCUUGGGAUGACAUAAUAACACCUAUUGGCAGUAGCCGCUUCUCAAACUUGGGUACUAGUGUUUCAGACUGCAAAUCUGAAAUAGACAAAGAGUUGUUUUCUGGAUCAAGUUUUGAACAAUUAUUGGAAUCAGUUGUCAGAGAAAGUGCCAAUUCAUCGACUAGUAACAGUUUAAUCUCUCUUAAUAAUGUUGAUUGUACUCAAGGAAACACAAAGCCAUCCCCUUUAUGUGAAUUUAACUUCGACAAGAUUAUACAACAAUGUUCGAUGGAAAUUCCCCAAAAGUCACAUUCUAGUUCUUGGAUUGAUGGUAGUUCCACUAUGAAUACUGAGAAUGCUAUAACCAAUCAAAUUAAGAAACCUGAAGAAAAUGUUAAGGUUGCUAGGAAACGAGCUAGGCCUGGGGAAAGUACUCGACCGAGACCAAAAGAUCGUCAGGCGAUACAAGAUCGUGUGAAAGAGCUACGGGAAAUAGUACCAAACAGCUCAAAGUGCAGCAUUGACACUUUGUUGGACCGAACGAUCAAGCACAUGCUCUUCUUGCAAAGCGUGACAAAAUAUGCUGACAAACUUAAACUAUCUGACGAGCCGAAGAUGAUUGGCAAUCAAAGUGGCGUUGUCCUUAAAGACAAUUCAAGCAGUGGAGCUGGUUCCGGUGGUGCUACAUGGGCCUAUGAAGUUGCAGGACAAACAAUGGUGUGUCCAAUAUUAGUUGAGGAUCUUAAUCCCCCGGGCCAGAUGCUAGUUGAGAUGCUCUGUGAAGAGAGAGGAUUCUUUCUUGAGAUAGCAGACGUUAUACAGGGAUUUGGGCUGACAAUUCUGAAGGGGGUGAUGGAGAUUCGAGAGAGUAAGAUAUGGGCUCGUUUCCUGAUUGAGGCAAACAAAGAUGUGACAAGAAUGGAUAUAUUUUUCUCACUCGUCCAAUUUCUACAGCAGACGAGCAGCAUUAGGACUAAUGAGCAGCAGCAGAAGCAAACCACGGUUCUUGAGAAAAAAGUUUUCAACACAUUUAGUAAUUAUCAGAAACGUCAUGACAGGAGUCCUAUCGCUAUUGCUGAUAGCUUAUGUUGAGUAGAAGCUCAUGCUGUCCUAACGUCAAAACCAUCCUGUGCUAUCAUGAUAAGGUUGUAAAACUUCCGAAACAACAACAUUUGUGAUGAGAUGAAGAUUUCAGGAUCCAAGGAGAAAGAUUCUCGAGCAGAUAACGGACGAGAGUAAUUUCUUCAAUGAUAGGAAAUGUGACGUUCACAUAGAGGGCGGGAAGAAUGGUAGAAUCGAUCGGUUUUUAGAUUUGAAGAUUAGAUGAGAUUUGCUAAAUUGUAGCUUCUUUUGUUUCUAUCUUUGUCCUUACGGUAUCAGAGAGUCGUUAGAUGUUUAGCUAGUUAUAUAGGCAACAUUUUGUUAUUUGCUGUUGUUUGUGCUUUAAAGUGUUCCUCUGAUUGAAAUGGUCCUAUUGAAGUGAUAAGAAAUAUUUGAAUGUUUAUGGGCCAUUGUAUUUUUAUAAUGGGCGAGGCUCAUUUUCUCUUCCA